This is a messenger RNA of Lytechinus pictus (painted urchin), 8002 nucleotides long. RefSeq names its product plastin-3-like. The transcript has 15 exons. Gene Ontology annotation, molecular function: actin filament binding; calcium ion binding. Gene Ontology annotation, biological process: actin filament network formation; actin filament bundle assembly. The record is from RefSeq and is a predicted model, not a curated record. Lineage: Eukaryota; Metazoa; Echinodermata; Echinoidea; Temnopleuroida; Toxopneustidae. The coding region runs from base 287 to 2143 and encodes 618 amino acids. Gene Ontology annotation, cellular component: actin filament; actin filament bundle; cytoplasm.
AGUCAGUGGGUGAACUUGAUAUUUUCGCUGGAUCGUGUGUGUGUCGUGUGUGAGAGGAAUGGUUUCUUUGUGAAAGUAAACAGAUAUUUUGGCUCAUUGUGGUUUUUAUCAGGAUUUAUUCACUUACCAACUCGAGGAAAAGUAACAUCCAAGCUACAGCUUCUGAGUGGCAUGUACAUUUUCAUGCAGAGCUGGUCAUAAGAUCUUUCACAUCGAGAAUUGACGGAAGUAAACCGAUACAGUACGCCUCUUCAUAGCUACAGUAGAUAGGAAAUAAACCAACAGAAUGGAUGAGAUGGAUGAAAUCAGGGAAUACUUUGAUAAGAUGGACUUGAACAAGGACGGCUUUCUGACGGACAAAGAAAUCCAGGAGAUCCUCCAGGCCAAGGGUGAGAGCGUUCCUGCCUACAAAUGCCGGGACUUCAUCAGAGAGUAUGACACCGACAAUAAUGGGCGCCUCACUUUUAAUGAGUUUAUGAAGCUAUACGAUGACAUCAAGAAAAACAAGGUGUCAUCAAGGUUCCUCACUCAAGUGAAAGCCAGGGUAGGCAUCCAGGCAGAGAAGGGAACAUCAGAAGUAAGCGCUGCCGGAACAACUCAUUCCUUUUCAAAGGAGGAGACAGCAGCUUUCACAAGAUACAUCAAUGAGGGUCUGAACUUUAGGAAGGAUCCCGCCCUUGCUUCCAAAUUGCCGAUAAGUGUGGACGGUGGGCUCUUUGAAGCUGUGGUGGACGGCAUAUUGCUAUGCAAAAUGAUCAACAGUUCGGUUGCAAACACCAUCGACGAAAGGGUCAUCACGACGACCAAGCUGAACAAGUUCACCCAGCUUGAGAACCUGACCCUGGCUCUGAAUUCGGCCAAGGCCAUCGGCUGCAGCGUCAUCAACAUCGACCCCAUGGACAUACAGAACAAGACCAAGCAUCUGGUCCUGGGCCUCGUCUGGCAGAUCAUCCGGAUUGGACUAUUUGCGAACAUCGAUCUUCAAUUCCGGCCCGAGCUGAUCCUUCUUCUGAACGAGGGUGAAGAGCUAGAGGAUCUCAAGAAACUGUCUCCUGAGGAACUCCUUAUCAGAUGGGUCAAUUACCAUCUUGAACAAGACGGAUCUGCUCGCCGCAUUAAAAACUUUUCCGAGGAUAUCAAGGAUUCCGAGGUGUACUACUGCCUUAUGAGACAGAUAGCGCCCAAAGACAUUGCCCUGCACUACACUCUAGAACACAACAGAUCGAGUCUGGAUGCUCGUGCCGAAGAUGUCCUUAACAAUGCUGGACUUCUUGAUUGCAGAGCAUUUGUUACAUCGAAGGAUAUUGUUUCUGGGAACUCCAAGCUGAAUAUGGCUUUUGUGGCUAACCUCUUCAACCACUACCAUGGCCUUGUCCCCACAGAGGAAAUGGACUAUGAAAACAUUGAAGAAACACGGGAGGAGAAGACAUACCGCAACUGGAUGAACAGUCUGAACGUGAAACCGUAUGUGAAUCACCUUUACAGCGAUCUGUCCAACGGUCUUGUCCUAUUAGAGCUGUUUGACAUCGUCAACCCUGGUAUCGUCAACUGGGAAAAGGUCAACAGACCUCCGUACAAGAUGGCCGCUAAGAUGAAGAAGAUUGAGAACUGUAACUACUGCGUCGAGCUUGGACGCGAAAUGAAGUUCUCUCUAGUUGGAAUUGGAGGGCAGGACAUCUGUGAUGGAACUGUCAACCUCACUCUUGCUGUUGUAUGGCAACUGUUGAGAGCCUAUACACUGCGUAUGCUACAGGAGAUCAACCAGAGUGACAAGCCCCUUGGUGAUCAAGAGAUCGUCAGCUGGGCAAAUACAAAGCUCGAAGAAGCAGGGAAGUCCUCCAGAAUCAAUAGCUUCAAAGAUCCACGAAUCGCUGAUUCCCUGCCUAUACUGGACCUGGUAGAUGCCAUUAAGCCGAGCAGCGUCAGAUAUGAUCUCUACAUCGACCCAAGGACAGGAGAAAAUGGGGAGGAAAGGGAUAACAUAAGGAUGAAGAAUGCCCAGUACACCAUCAGCAUUGCUCGCAAACACGGCGCCAUGGUCUACGCGCUCCCAGACGACAUCGUGGAGGUCAACCAGAAGAUGGUCAUGACGAUCUUCGCUUGCCUGAUGGCGCUCGACCGAACUCUAACCAAAUCUUCUUAAUCAUCAUCAAAGCAACGUAAUCAAUUUUCGCAUCAUCAAUCCAAUGGUAUCAGUCAUGCAUACAGAUGUAUAGUGAAAAAAUUAAUUUGUAAACUUUGUUUUGGCGCAGAUGAUUUGUUCUUAUUCUUGGAUGAAUAAACAUGUUAUGUUUUGUUGUGAGAUGUCAAAUGGGGCUGUACUUACUUUUGUUUAUAUCAUUGUUUUUUUGUUGAUCAAUGCUUGCAUUCUUGAAUGUAAAAUGUAUAAUUUUGUAUGAGAAAUCCCUGUGGGAUAUUUCUAAGCAUUCUCUGAAUAAUUCACUGUUUGUAUUGGUUUAUAGCAUAUGAAUGUUUUUUUUUUUUUUUUUAUAUCACUUUGUAUUUUUUUGUUCAGUACUGUUGUACACAAUUCUUAGUUGAUCUUUGCAAAACCAAGGUUUCCAAUAAGCUAUAGCUCCCCAUGUUGUAGUACAUGUAAACCGGUUCAGGUAGGAUCAUUUUUGUUGAAUGCUCAGACGCCUGAUCGCAUAGGCCUUGCUGCUCUGUUCACAUUUCACGUACUAGUAUUAUGGAUAUUGGGCGAAAUUAAAACAGCAUAAACCUUUAUUUUGCAUGUUAAUUCACUUGUCCAUAAAAAAAAUCAAACAUAUGUUAUGUGCGAGAAUGUACCGUAUCAAACAAAAACAAAAAUCUCUUUUUAGACUAGACAAUAAAAAGGAAUUCAACAUUUUAUUGGUGGAACAUAUAAAUUACAAUAUAAAUUGUUUUGGACAAUAAAUGAUUUCCGUAUCUUUUGAAAAGAAGGUUCACAUUCAAUUUUAGGCAAAUUUGUAUCCAACGCCUUACGAAUCAUUAUGGCUUUCUGAUUUUUGCAGAACGCCUAGAGUGCCGGUUUCACAAACAGUAUGGCCCUAGUCUUAUUAGUUGCAAUCAAUUUUGAGAUAGAUAUAAGUUUCUAUUGUAGGCAACGUUUUUUAGAUCAAUUUAAAACUUUGCUACUGAUAAGAAUCAAGGGCAGGACUAAUUAAAUAAAAAUUGGCCUACAUGUAUGUUCAAAAUAUUUCACUUGCAUAAACAAAAAAUAAAAAUGAAUUCACGCUUUUAGAUAAUCUGAGCUUAUUUCUUCUUUAUGGGUGAAUUUGCUUUCGUUGAAAAUUCUUUGAAUAUGAUUUUCUGUCACCAAAACGUCAUAUUCCAUGGAUUGAACCAAAUAAGUAUUUUACAGAACCAGCCAUGCCGCAUUCAUUACAUUUUGUAUAGUUGUAUUUCAUCAUCAAAUCGUUGAUACCGGUAUUAUAUUUUCGAAAUGAGCAAGGCAUUCCACUCCGAAUCAGCGACAGUAAUUCCGCGUUCUUCCAUGAAUACGAAUUCCAAUUACAUUUAGAAAUAUAUGAAUAGGUACAUAACUCAAUCCCCCCUCAUUGCUUGAACAAUGUAAAAAAAAAAUAUAUAUAUAUAUACAUAUAGGCUUAUGAUGUACUUCUCUUUCCGCUUCUUUCGUCUGUAAAUUGUAGGUUAUAAUUUUCUGAUGAUUUUGUUGUACAUUUCUUUCUGUUUUCAUUCUUUCACGCAUGCAGGGUCACAUGUACAAUACAGUUUAGAAUCUUUAAAAGUGUUCACAAAUGUAGUCACAGUUGAUAUAUAUGUAUGAAAGUAACUUUAUUUCUGUAUCUUUUGUAUUUCUGUUAGUUCAAGUCAUUAUAUUCUAAGCUUGAAGCAGGGGACGAUAUAAUAUAAUGCCUGUUUAUUCAACAUGGAAAUCGAUAAUGAAUAGUCUGGGUAGUUUGAUAUCGUAAAUUAUAAACCAUCAAUGAACAUAAAUUCCCCAGUAAUCAUUCAUGUCAAAUGUUACUAAAGGGGUGAUUAAUUAUGUAAUGCCCUUUCGUACAAUUUGGAAAUUGAUAAUGACUAUUUUAUAUAGCUUUAUAUCAUAGAUUGUAGACCACCAAUUAACUUUUAUAUCCCAAGGAAGCAUUCAUGCGUGAUAAUGUUACCGAAACUUGAUCAUGCUAAGAUUUUUUUUUUUUUUAAUCUCAUAUUGUACAUUUUGGUUCAAUAAUCAUUCCAUGUUGUGUUGACACAAUUUCAUUUCCAGUGUAUAAUUAUGGCCAAAUGUGUGGAGACGGAAGGCUUAGAUGUUUUAAUAAUAAUUACCAUUCUGCAUUGUGAUUUUUGUCCCCCCCCCCUCCUUCUCAUAUAGUACAGUUGAGAUAAGUGAUUAUUCCACGUUAACAAGUUUAUUUUCAUAGCUAUAUUUGUGGCCAGACAUGCCCGCGAAACAAAAGCUGUUCAUUCUUAUUCAGUUUGCAUAGGUUUGUUAUUUCUUAUACCACAUUAUGUAAUUGGUUGACUGAUCAUUCCACGUUCACAGAAUUAUUUUUUCUACCCGAGGUUGUGACCAUUGUGAAGAAACGAUGCCUACUUGCCUUCAAUGGAAUACUCUGUUUUCAAAACCAUUCCAAAGAAAACCGUUCUUUCAUUAAUAGUGAAAUUCUGUAUGUUUGUCGGUUUGGCAAGGAGAAAUGUUAUUGUUUUUUUUUCUCUUUUGCAUUGCACAAAAUGUUUCUCUGGAUAUUUGCACAAUGAACACCAUAAGAGGCUUAAAUCAAUUUUAUUUUUUACAACAAAUAGAGAGAGUGGGAAAAUGUAUCUCUAUAUAAAAAAACAAGUCAUAUACGACUGAUAUGUACUGUUACAUUCAAUCACAAGCAUUCUAUACUUUAAAGAAUCUCAUUUUUAUGUCAUUCCACGCUCGUUUCAAGAUGAUUUUCUGAUUAUUCUCAUUUUCUGGAUGAUGUUACUACUCCUUCGAAAUAUAUCAUUUUUUCGAGUUUUUGAACAAAAUCAUUCCUAUACUGUCAGUUAAGAAGGUUGUGAGGUCUUGAUGUAUUUUGUGCAACCUCACCUCUGCCUAUUGUAGUAUCAUGUAUGCAUACAACUAGUCUGUCUUGCCCAUAAAUUGAGAUGAGACCAUCGUUUCUUGAAUUCUUUUUCUCAGUGAUACGACUAUACACUCCUGUCGGAUGUAUCGUUUCUAUCCGGUUUGUGAAUAGAAUCAUUCCUAUGUUGCGAGGUAUUAGUGCAACCUCACCUUUGCCGCCAUAGUAUCAUGUCUACACGUUACUAGUCCAACUUGUACAUAAACUGAGAUGAGUCGCUAAUUGUUUUAUAUUAUACACAGAUUUGCAUCCAUACAAUGCCUCUGUAAACCUGAUCUUUCACUCAAAAUACCGGUUAUUCUGUCUUUCGACCUUUUAUAUUGGUAUCUGUGCGUCUUAUUUCUGUUAUUAGAUAUUGUAAAGGAAGUCCCAAGCUGGGUAUGCAGAAUUAGGGAGAGCAAUUUCACACAAAAAUUUCAAAUAGUUAUGCAUGGCUUCAAAUGACUUGACUAUGAUAAGCUACAUAGGGUUUUCAAUAUUUUCUGGAAGUUUUAUUAUAAGUUCUAGAUGAAAAGCUGAUGCCGACUGAUAUUCUUACUAACAUUGAUUUAUUUUUCAUUAAGUGGUAAGAUGAAAAUAUAUAUCUUAUUCUAGAGUUGCAUCAAUGAUCACAAUAAAAGCAGAUGCAAAGGGCAAUUAAGAGAUUUGCUUUCAAAUUAAAAGUGACUUAAAAGCGAAGCACAGCCUAUGUUGAAUAUGCCCUUAACCUUUUACUGCAUAGUUCGUGCAACGUUUAGAAUUUGCAACAAUUCUAAUGUGAAAUAAUAAAAAAAGAUAUUGGCUAAACGGAUGGCACUUCAUAUGCUUUCAUUCAUAAAGUCAUGCAUAACUCUGUGAAUACCUUUAUGAAACUUCCUCUAUUCGCUAUAUGCAUUAUGAUGUUUAUCCUAAUGUGCUUAACAGUGGUUUGAUGCACAGCUGUUUUCAAAGAGACAAUCAUAAAUUACUCCCAAGUACAUGUCCAAUGUAUUACAGUUAUACAUGGAUGAAAUUCUUUUUGGACAUGAAGUAGUGGUGUAUUUGAAAUCUAGAGAUUUUUCAAUCAGGUACUUGGAUAUGCGAUAGGCUCAAAAUCCUUUUGUUAUCGAAAUUAUCUGUUUUUGUACAGGGCUUCUUAAUGUAAAGCUAAGCUAUCGAUUUUAGAUCUGAUUUCUAUGAUUGCUUGCAUUGAUUAUUGUGUAUGAUCAGUCGUGGAAGUCAGCGCCAUGAUCGAUCGCUAGGACGUGUGUUACGGGGCCCGUAUUUGAAUCAUGUACCUACGAUUAUAAGGAGUAUAUUAAAGGUAUGUGGGUGUUGGCGCAUGCUAUAUUAAAUAAAAUGUGUACUGAUUACUGAAGCAGUGGGUUAUAGGGUUUAUAAGUGGUAGACGCAUUUUAUAUUUUUCACCAGUUAUAGGUAGGUGCACACCAAUGAGCUUAUUGUGGACCACAUGUCAAGGGGCUUUCACAAUCGCUCUUGCGAUCGUUUGCGAUCAUUUGGUCACGAUAUAUGUUGUGCGCAAUCGCAAGGGUUGUAAGCAGUCACAACCACCAAUUGUGAAAGGGGCUUUUAUAAGCAGUAGCAAUAUGCAUGGAAUUACAUAUCAAGUUUAUAGAGUUAUGGAAAUUGUUUUCUGUUUCAAUGUUCAUGUUAAUUCUAAUGCACAUAUUUUUAUCAUUUGACUAUUAGCGUGCAUCACAAGUCAUCGGUGUAAUCACUGCAUUAAUAUGAAUUGAAUUUAAAUGAACAUAAAAUAUAAUGAUAUGCAUAAUACCAGUGACUUCUAAGAGGUUCUGUGAGUAAUAACCGUCAGCCUUUAUAUUCAGUUUAGGGUGUUAUCCACGUUGUAGAAAUCAUUAGGUUAAUCAAUAAUUGCAUCUUUAAGCACUUGACCUACUCCAGUGUAAGAAAUUAAACACUCAUAUUUUUGUGUUAGUGUUAUCUGCUGUCAUCUCAAUGGAAUUUUAAGUAAGGGUUCCUUCUAGCAAACACUAUACUUAGUUUACACUUUACUAAGCAAACUCAUUACUUUGUUUAACACUUAACCUACUUCACACUUUAGAUAGUGAACACUUUACUUUGUGAAAACUUUACCUAGUUAGCACUGUACUAAGUGAAUGCUUUGCCUAGUUAACACUUUACAUAGUUAGCACUUUACUAAGUAAACACUUUAACUAGAAAACACUUUACCUAGUUAACACCAUUGUCAAACAUACAACACUCACUUAGUGUUAUGGUUAUAUACAUUGAUCAAGAAUGAGCCUACUACUUGAGUGUAUUUAACCAGUGUCAAUUCAUCAUUCUUUUGCCUUAUAUGUUGAAGAGACUUUAACUUUAAAUGACACUUUAGACUUUAACUGCUUUUUUAUAAUAAAUCAUUUGUUUUUAGAAAUAUUGAUUAUGUUAGUUUCUUCAGUAAUACUUUAAUCAUCAUUUUCAAUGAUAAAAAAAAUAGCAAAUGUAUAGGUUAAGUUAGAAAAAGAGUGAUCAAAAUGACAUGAAAUUACAAUAAUAAAAACCUGAACAUCUCAUGAUAAUCAAAAUAUUAAGAGGGAUCUGUUGAAAUUGAAUGAGCAUCAUAGAUAUAUGCGUUAUAUGUAUAUGGAAUGCCAAUUGUUUGUUUUGUAGUUUAUCCUAGCAAAACACGCUUUUGACAUCAAAAUCAUGAAUAUCCUUAUGUAUAAUUAGCAUUGUAUGUUGCCCACCAAAAGGUGAAAAUUGCACGAAAAAAGUUCUUUAUGGUAAUCGUGAACUUGAUAUUAGAGUUUUAUGAUAACAUAGCUAAAAGUAUGUGUGUUUUGUAGUUGUGUUAACCGCAAAUAGUUUUAUUUGGUAGAGGCAUUCCAAAUGUGAAAAAAUAUAUAUAUUUGAAAAGAUGGGGCAGAAAUGCUUUAUACAGAUGUAAGGGAAGUGGCUUAUUUUGGUAAAGUUAGUUUCACAAAUAAAUAUUGGUUUCAAAAGAA